Messenger RNA from Panicum hallii, 1601 nucleotides. Its product is annotated as anthocyanidin 3-O-glucosyltransferase 2-like. Bases 49 to 1506 code for a protein of 485 amino acids. The transcript has a single exon. The record is from RefSeq and is a predicted model, not a curated record. Gene Ontology annotation, molecular function: UDP-glycosyltransferase activity. Lineage: Eukaryota; Viridiplantae; Streptophyta; Magnoliopsida; Poales; Poaceae.
UUCUUCGAUCCAGUGCUCGGAGGCGAAGAACAGCUCGAGUGACAGACAAUGGCAAGCGCAGCCCCUACUAUCGUGCUCGUCCCGCUCUGCGUCCCCGGCCACCUCCCGUCCUUGUUCGAGGCCGGCAAGCGGUUGCUCCGCACCAGCGGGGGCGCCAUGUCGCUCACGGUGCUCUUCAUGCAGAUGACCAUGGAGGCCAACCUGAUGUCCGACGUCGCCGACCUCAUCCGCCGGGAAGCGGGGUCCGGCCUGGACAUCCGCUUCCACCACCUCCCCGCCGUGGAGCUCCCCACCGACUCGCACGGCACCGAGAACUUUAUCAUGCACUUCAUCCAGCUCCACGCGCCGCACGUCAAGGCCACGCUCUCCGGCCUGGCCUCCCCGGUCGCCGCCGUCGUCGUCGACUACUUCUGCACCACCCUGUUCGACGCCAUCCGCGAGCUCGCGCUGCCCGUGUACGUGUACGUGCCGUGCUCCGCGGCCAUGCUCGCGAUCAUCCUGCGUCUGCCGGCCCUCGACGAGGAGGUGGCGGGGGAUCUCGGGGAUAUGGAAGGAGCGGUGGAAGUGCCCGGGAUGCCGCCGGUGCCGGCUGCCCUCCUGCCGACGCCGCUGCUGAAGAAAGGCCCGAACUACGCGUGGAUGGUGUACCACGGCAGACGCAUCAUGGAGGCCGCCGGCAUCAUCGUCUACACGGUGGCCGAGCUGGAGCCGCCCGUGCUCGCGGCCAUCGCCGACGGCCGCUUUCCGACCGUCUACCCGAUCGGCCCCGCGCUGUCGUCGGUCAAGGCGCCCCGCGAGCAGCCGCACCGGUGCGUGGUGUGGCUCGACGCGCAGCCGCCGGCGUCCGUCGUGCUGCUCUGCUUCGGGAGCAUGGGCGGUAGCUUCCCGGCGCCGCAGGUGAGCGAGAUCGCUGACGCGCUCGAGCGCAGCGGGCACCGCUUCCUGUGGGUGCUCCGUGGCCCCGUACCGGCCGGCGCCCGCUCGCCGUACCCGUCCGACGCCAACGUCGACGAGCUCCUCCCGGAAGGGUUCCUGGAGAGGACCAAGGACAGGGGCCUCGUGUGGCCCACGUGGGCGCCGCAGAAGGCCAUCAUCGCCCACGCGGCCGUCGGCGGGUUCGUGACCCACUGCGGGUGGAACUCUGUCCUCGAGAGCAUGUGGCACGGCGUGCCGCUGGCGCCGUGGCCGCAGCACGCGGACCAGCACUUGAACGCGUUCCAGCUCGUGUCCAUGGCGGGCGUCGCCGUGGCCAUGGAGGUGGACCGGAAGCGGGGCAACUUCGUGGAGGCCGCGGAGCUGGAGCGCGCGGUGCGGAGCCUGAUGGGCGGCGAGUCGGAGGAGGGGCGAAAGGCGAGGGAGAAGGCCGCCGAGGCGAAGGCCCUGUUCCGGCGCGCCGUGGAGGAGGGCGGGUCGUCGGACGUGGCGAUGAAGAAACUGGCCCGGGAGAUGUUGGAACAUCGUGGAUGCGAGGCUGAGGCUUCUGCAACUGCAAGCCUGGUUCGCUAGUGUGGUUGGUGUAUCCUGUCUGUGUCUGCGUCUCCAACAUUUGCAGAACUUUCGUAGCUCUGUUUGGCUUGAAUAAUGUUCUCUUGAGUCAUGUU